CAAAUGAGGGCAAAGUUCAAAACGGACUCGGUUUUUUUUACACUACCUUGGCGCAAGUCACCUACUUUUUUUUUCCUACAAGUACCCCCGGGCACCCAAAUUUUUUUGGCGAGUUUGACUGGGAGUUUGAGCAGAAAGAGAAAAAAAAAGAGAAAAAGGUCUGUAUUUUAAGCCCCUGAAUAAAUUUGGGGGAAAAUACAAUUUCAGAGGUGUUCGUGGCUUCGAAUCUCCGUCAAUUCGCUCCACUUCUCCAGCAGAUCCACUCAGGUUGUGGCGCUCAAAGUCCAGCUUUGGGAUUGAUGCGAGUGUAGUAAGUUCUUGCUCGGUGGUUGGUCUUGGGCUCAUCUGUUCCAGCUCCGGAGUCAAGGCCAACCGAGUUCUGUGCUGAAGAUGAAGAUGGGUGCAGACCCAAGUACCCAGGAUGCGAUGGUGGAGGCAGCCCUAAAAGCAAAGCAUGCAGCAGAGCGCAAGUUCCAUGCAUGUAACAUCAAGGGUGCCCGGAGGUCAGCGAUCAAGGCUCAUAACUUGUGCCCAUCACUUGAGGGCAUAUCUCAGAUGAUCUCCACACUUGAUGUUCACGUUGCAUCUGAGUCGAAGAUUGAUGGGGAGAGUGACUGGUACAGGAUACUGUCUCUAGAUGCCACGGCUGAUGAAGAGGAGGUGAAGAAACAGUACAGAAAGCUAGCUCUCCAGUUGCACCCAGACAAGAACAAGUCGGUUGGUGCAGAGGUUGCCUUCAGACUUAUAUCGGAGGCAUGGAGUGUAUUGUCUGACAAGAGCAGGAAGAUGCUUUAUGAUCAGAAGAGGAGAGACCACAGUGCGGCCAAUGUGUCCAAUGGUUUGUAUGCUUCUGAUAUAAAAGUCAGUAAGCGAGCACGAAAAAAUGCCGCUGCCGCUGCCUCUGCCUCAGCAGCUGUCGAGGCUACUACUCGUCCUGCAGGGGCUAAUACAUUCUGGACAUCAUGCAACCGCUGCAGGAUGCAGUAUGAGUACUUGAGAAUUUAUCUGAACCACAACCUACUGUGCCCAAACUGUCACCAUGCAUUCAUGGCUGUAGAAACUGGAUUUCCCUGCAAUGGAACCAGUAAUUCAUUCACCUGGACAACCAAGCCACAGCAGCAGGAGAACCACAAUACUGUCGUUGACCAUUCAUACCAAUCAGCAAGCAGAACAUCAAGCAUUCCAGGCACUGGACAUGGAGCAUACCAGCAAGAGAACACUUAUGAGUUGUACAAUAACCAAAGUUUCCAGUUCACUCAGUACCCCAAGACAACAGGCGCUGCUGCUACAAAUGGAUACAGUACACAGUCCUUAGAGAAAUCAAAGAGAAAACAUGAAGAGAACUACAUAUACAAUUAUUUUUCAAGUGGCAAUGACAAUGGGUAUGCAUCAGGGCGUGGGCGGCAUUCAAAAAGGAGGCGGAAUUUCAAUAAUGGCUAUGCAUCUGUGGACUGUAACGGGGAAACUCUGGCUGCAACUGCCGGUAUGACUGUGAUUGCCGAAGGAGGAAGAGUUAAUGGUACAUCAGGGGAAAAGUUUAGAUCUGCAGUAAGUGCAAGAAAAGCUAAUGUCUUGAGGGAGAUCUUCCAACUUGACACCCGUGGUCUUCUUCUUGAGAAAGCCAAAGCAGAAGUUCGUGAAAAAUUACAAGGCUGGAAUAUUUCGACAUCUAGCCAGCUUGCCAAGAAAGGGAAAUCAGAAAGAAGAGAGAAGCAAGUCGAAAACAAUAUAAAGGUUAAUGGCAUCCUCUCUGACAAUCCAAUCAAUAGAUGCAAGAAAUACAGUUCAAAAGAUGCAGAUGUCGAGAUCCCUGUGACUGAUGUAGUGAAUCCAGAACAGAUGCGUGUACCCAUGUCCAUUGAUGUCCCUGACCCAGAUUUCCAUGACUUUGAUAAAGAUCGAACAGAAAGAGCCUUUGGCAAUGAUCAGAUCUGGGCUACAUAUGAUAGUGAAGAUGGCAUGCCUCGCCUAUAUGCAAUGGUACAGAAAGUUAUUUCCAUGAAACCUUUCAGGAUACGGAUGAGCUUCCUCAAUUCUAAGUCCAACAAUGAACUGGCACCAAUAAACUGGAUCGCCUCAGGUUUUACGAAGACAUGUGGUGAUUUUAGGAUUGGAAGAUACCAGAUUACUGAAACAGUCAACAUCUUUUCUCACAGAGUUUGCUGGAGUAAAGGUCCUCGGGGAAUUAUCAGGAUUAUUCCCCAAAAAGGUGAUACAUGGGCUGUGUACCGGAACUGGUCUCCUGAUUGGAAUGAACUUACACCAGAUGAUGUGAUAUAUAAGUAUGAGAUAGUAGAAGUGACUGAUGACUUCACAGAAGAGCAAGGUGUGGGUGUUGUCCCAUUGCUGAAGGUAGCUGGGUUCAAAGCAGUUUUCCACAGGCUCACGGGCCCCGAUGUGGUCAGAAGAAUACCGAAGGAAGAGCUUUUCCGCUUCUCUCAUCGGGUUCCUUCUCGCCUGCUCACUGGUGAAGAAAGAAAUAAUGCUCCAAAAGGUUGCCAUGAGUUGGAUCCUGCUGCAACUCCAGUUGACCUGCUUAAGAUUAUUACAGAUGUCAAGGAAGAUACCACACAGUGAAGCUCCGAGUAGAACUCAACUUGUCUGUCCUACAGACUUGCAACUGCAAGCUAGCAUGGCUGAAGUCUCAAUAUGUGCUUCACUCACUGGUCAGCAUCAUAUGGCUCACUUGCCUUAAUCUAUCAUUGAACUUCUGGAUGACGAUGAGGACUUAAUUAGGCAUUUCUAACAUUUAAUUUUAUUGUAAUAUCGAUAUCGUAUAGAGUAAAAACGAUUAUCGAGAGGCUGCAUAUUGUGCUGAGGCCAGUUCUCAAAAUGGCAGGUCUCAUGACUUGCUGCGAGGUUGGUGCCACUAAGUGAUACUCGACUGUAAGGUUAUGUCAAGUAAGAGCGUAGUUUGAGACUGCUGCUAGGUUUUACUCUGUACCCGUACUCAUUUACUUAUCAUGUUGUAUUUUCAUUAAUGCAUAGCAUAAUCCUUAUAUAAUCUAUCGUAUUCAGUUAUUUUGAUUAAA
Molecule: messenger RNA, 3032 nt
Organism: Sorghum bicolor (sorghum)
Lineage: Eukaryota; Viridiplantae; Streptophyta; Magnoliopsida; Poales; Poaceae
Exons: 2
Coding region: 391-2577 (728 amino acids)
Source: RefSeq, a predicted model, not a curated record